CAAAGUUUCAUGCUUUCACAGCACGUGCGGUUUUGUGAAGUGUUUAUGCAGAAAAUAGUCGAAUUUAACCAUUUGAUUAGUGCAUACUGAGUUGCUUAAAUAUUUUAAUAAUGAAACCAAAAACUUCAAAGCGGAAACCUGAUCUUCAGAAUAUGUCUUUGGACGGGUUUUUCGAAAAUAUGGAUGCUGACCUAGGUGACGAUAACAGUGGGGAUACCGAUAAAGAAGCCUCUGCUGUUGCUCCUCCCAAAAAGAAAAAACUUCGACUGCAAAAACCAGAGAAGCUGGUGAAAAAAAAGCACAACGGCGUAGAAAAGAAGCCGGUGAAAAAAGGCAAAAAGAAGCAGCAGAAAACGGAAGCGGAUUCAAUGAAUGUAGAUUCCGACACGGAGGAAAUGGUUUCAGCAAAAGAAGGUGGUCAAAAAGAUGUGGAGAAAGAACACAAGCAGGCGUUGAAAAAACUGAAAGAUACUGAUCCGGAACUAUAUUCGUUUUUGAAGCAAAACGAUAAAAAACUUCUGAAAUUUGGAUCUAUGGCUCAGAGUGAUGAGGAUGCAACUGAAGACGAUGACAGCGGGGCAGAUGAUGAUGGUGAAGAUGCCGUACAUAAACUUCCUGAUAAACUGGAAGUUGCCAGUGACGAGAGUGAUCUUGACGAUGACAACGAUGAAGAGGAAGCAGAUGAUGAAGUAGACGCAACUCUUGAAGCUUCAGCACAGAAGAAGAUAACACUGAAACUACUGAAAAAAUGGACGGAGGAAUUAACAACGUCUCCCGUCAAGCUGGAAACUAUUCGAACCGUAUGCAAAGCUUUCAAUUCAGUUCUCGUCACAGUGACAGGAGAUAAGAGCGCAAUUCCAGCUUUUAGAGCAGACGGUUCCGCGAUUUUUAACGGUGUCGUUCAGCUUUGUGUGCUGCAUUUAGGCAAUGCUGUAAAGCAAUACUUGAACGUAAACAACACCAAGGACUUUAAAAAUAUAAAGAAAAACAAAAAGUUUUCUAAAGUUCAAUCCUGUCUUCGAACAUAUUUGACGGAUUUGACUAAUUUGUUGGAGAAUGUGUCGUCUAAUCACAUCAUGAAUGUGCUAUUGAAACAUUUGCAUCAGUUUUCAACUAUUUUGAUAUGUUACCCAUCGAUUACUAAACCGAUACUGAAACGAUUGAUUGUUAUAUGGAGCACGUCCGAGGAAGAAUCCAUUCGAGUGUUGGCGUUUCUCUGUAUUCUAAAAAUUACGUGUGCUCAGCUGCGACGAUUCUUGAGUGACGUGCUGAAAAAUAUGUACCUGGCAUAUGUUAAGAACAGCAAGUUUGUAAGUCCUAAUACACUGCCGGGAAUUAAUUUCAUGCGACGUUCGUUGACGGAGAUGUUUACCCUGGACCUGACUGUCUCCUAUCAACAUGUAUUUCUGUACAUUCGUCAGCUAGCUAUUCAUUUACGAAAUGCUGUCAUCCUGCAGAAAAAAGACAGUUUCACGUACAUUUACAACUGGCAGUACAUUAAUUCGCUGAAACUUUGGGGUGAUGUUUUGGCAGCAACCUAUGAUAAGAAGGAGUUAGAGCCAUUAAUCUACCCAUAUGUCAGCAUAACAACCGGUGUCAUCAAACUGAUUCCUUCAGCACAAUAUUUUCCGUUGCGCUUCCAUUGCUGUCGAAUGUUGAUCGAGCUAUCAGCUCGGACACGAGUCUUUAUCCCGGUCCUUCCCUUCGUAGUGGAAGUUUUGAACUCCAGUAGCUUCAAUGAAGAUCAUAAGAAGCUUUCUAUGAAACCAGUAAACUUGACAUGUUUGCUUCGUUUCGCUCCGGCAAACAUUCAAGAAAACGCUUACAAAGACGCAGUCCUGGAAUUAAUUUACGAGCUAUCUCUGGAGUAUUUGGCCCACGAAUCGAGCUCGCUUUGCUUUCCAGAUUUGGUUGUUCCAAUAGUUACCAUUUUGAGAAAGUUUUGCAAAACCACGAAAGUUUACAAAUAUUCUCGCAAAAUAAAGCAACUCACAGACAAAAUUACGGAAAAUAUCAAACUCAUCGAGACAGCGCGCAAGCGAAUGCCGGUCAAACUCAACGAUGUUUCAGCAAUACGAAGCUGGGAGGCAACUCGUCUGGCUGAAGGCACACCAUUAUGGUCCUUCUGGCAAGACUUUGCCAAAGAAAAUGAAAAGGCCAAACGCAGACAGGCCACACAGUCUGAAAAUAUCAGCGAUUACAAUCUACCGACGGUUAAAAAGAUAGACAAGAAACCCGUCUCGGUGCAGGAUGGACCAGCGGAGCUGUUCCCAUCGGAUGAUGACGAAGAGGAUGAUUCCGGCAACGGACCGGAACUGGAUUCGAUGGAGGAAUAUGAGGUGACGGAAGAGAGGAAAAAGCAGAAAAAACUUCCAAAAACGAAGAAAGGGCAGAAACCGACCGGGCAGGUGGAUAAAAAGCAGAAGAAGAAGAAAUCAAAGAAGACAGAUAGCAGCGAACAGGAAGCUGAUUUCCCUCUGGAAAAUACCGAAGCGAACGAGGCGGUGGAUAUUUUGAAAGAUUUAACCCUAGAUGAUUGGGAGUAAAAAUCAUUGUUGAAAAUGAUAGGUAAAUCUUUACCAUUUAUGUUU
Messenger RNA from Sabethes cyaneus, 2591 nucleotides. It is a transcript of the gene Noc2, whose product is annotated as nucleolar complex protein 2 homolog. Bases 111 to 2546 code for a protein of 811 amino acids. Gene Ontology annotation, cellular component: nucleolus; nucleoplasm; Noc1p-Noc2p complex. Gene Ontology annotation, molecular function: histone binding; transcription corepressor activity. The record is from RefSeq and is a predicted model, not a curated record. The transcript is spliced from 2 exons. Gene Ontology annotation, biological process: negative regulation of transcription by RNA polymerase II; ribosomal large subunit biogenesis. NCBI's taxonomy places the organism in Eukaryota, Metazoa, Arthropoda, Insecta, Diptera, Culicidae.